CCCAAAUUAAAAUGGCGGAGGUCAUCUGAACUGAACUACAGACAUGUUAUCUUGCAAAGCUAGGAAGUUUUCAUCAUUCUCUAAGUCACUGAGCCUUGGGCUUUGUUCUUACCGGUUUGCCAAGGCUUCAUCUGUCCUUGAACAAAGGUACAUUUGCAGCGAUGCUCGUGCCUUCUUCAUUUUUGUUGAUCUACCAAGAAAGUUUUCACCAGCUUCAUGUAGGCUUCUGAGUACUGCAAGCUGUUUCCUUAAAGAAAGCCUUACGUCGUAUGAUAAAAAGGAUGUCAUAUUAACUGGCGAGACGAUAGCGACUUCUAAUUUCAGUUCAGGUGAAAUGGCAGUUGUAGACAACAGUUCACCACGUGGCAGAUUGCAUUCUACCCUUGCUGAGUACACGUUAGACGAAGAUGGUUUUAUGAACAUAGAGGAUCUUGUAGAUUUCCUAAAAAGAGAGAAUGCUAUGGAAAUCUGUGUAGUUAAGACAAGUGGAGACAGACGAAGCUAUGUGGACUACUUUGUAAUUGUUAGCGGUGUCUCUGUGAGACAUUUGCGAGCUAUGGCUAAGAACUUGGAGCAGCUGGUAGGUAGAGUAGUUCCCUGCUAGCAGAGGUCUCUCACGUCGUGAGAGACCUCUGCUAGCAGGGAAGUAGAAUAGAUAUGCGUUAAUGACCAAGCGUGAGAUCAAAAUAGGCGAUGGCUGGAUAUUGGCCAAGUUCCUUUUUGCAUUUUUAUUCGUCAAGGUCAUUAAAAUGCAAAAAAGAUAAGGCCAAGAAGAUGUAGCUAUGAUCUUGACCGAACAAACUUGGCCAACAAAGGAUUUAUUAUAUGGCGAAAAAGAAAACUUUCUCUUGGGGGUCUAACGCGGGAAAUCCAGAGUCCCAUCUUGCCUGCUCACGUAGCCACUCAGGUAACCAAUCAGAAUGCAGGAUUUGCAUUAUCUUGCUCACUCACAGUUUUAGGCAUAUAAUAACAGAUGCUCAUUGACUGGAUUGGAGGAAUGAAAAGAUCCCUGAGUGACAAGUGGUUGGUAGGCAAGAUGAACCUUUGGAAGGGCAGAGUCUUCCUUUUUUGGACAAGAUACACUUCCCCCUAAUUAUUCCACAAAAUAUCAACUCCUAUAUUUUAUAGAAGCCCUCUGUGUGGGGGGAGGGGGUUCCGUUGUUCCUAGAAUGAAUUUCAAAAACUAUUUUUAUACUAAUUUCACUCAACUAAACAAGGAAUGCCACCGGUUGAUUCUUGACUGUGAUACAUUUGAGCAAUUGUACCCCGCUUGGGAUACAUUACGGAUGUUAUCAAAGCAUGGUGGAAAGUGGCGUGACAGAAAGGGGGAAAAGCACUGCCAGUUUUCUUUUUUGUGACUGAACACAACAACACAAACAAAAGCCUCAGGCUUAAAAGCGAUGAUUUUCAAAGAUAUCCUGAAAGAGAAACGGCAGCUAGUGGAGGAAACAUAUGCAGAUAUUAUAAGGAAAGUGCUUUGUAAAUCAUUCAUGAUCAUUUAGUCAGUGGUUUUGAGAAUUAAAUAAUUUAAUUCUCAAAACCACUGAAUGAAUACAAAUUAUUUGUGUUCUUGUAAGUACCAAGUCGGCUGUUUUGAUUCGCUCCGGUGAUUCCUAUGUUGCUGUUGAAGUGAAAGUCUAGAAAUAUGGGUCCCUCGGGAAACCAGUUAGUUUUGUUUUCCCUCGAGUCCUGAUGUUUCUCAAGACUUCAUCUCGGGGAAACAUCAGGACUCUUGGAAAACAAAACUAACUGUUUCCCUGGAGAUCUAACAUUAAGUGUAUAUUGUUUCACAUAGUGAGGAGAAACCCAUGUCCCUGUCUUCAUUACUGUGGCAGUUUCAACCCAUAUAUCUGUGUUGGUUGUCACCAUUUUAUCUAUCUUAUGUCAAAGUUACAAGGGCAUGUCGCUGUUGAUAUUUACCUAACAGGGCGUCAUUAUAGCUAGGCCAUGAAUUGGCAUCCAUAUCAGAAAGCAUCUGUAAUAGUGGAGUGUGAAAAGAAUAUUCCUAGGAAGGUUAUAGCUCUAUGAAGUCACAAAAUUUUAAAGUUGUUUAUUUUGAGUGCAAAGGUGGGUGAAAUUUUGUGAUUUGUGGGGCGAUAUGUUUAUUAUUUUUUACCCAUCACUGUCAAAUUUUAAUCCUGGAUUAAUGCUAAUCGGGCUUUCAGGAACGGGACCCCUGUCCAGUUGUCCAGGACAAGUCCUACUCACCUGCCCGAAGGGCAAAGGUCUAGGCAUGUCAUGCUUGCACUAAAUCAUAAAGUGAGACAAGCAUGAGACUACCCCAGGCAAGCAAUAUGUUAUUGCCACUGCUAGUCACGAGUGCAAGCUGGACUUCAGGUUUUUUACAGCCCUGGGCCCGGUUCCUCAAAAGAUUGUUAAGGUUAACCUAUGAUUAAGCCGAAUUUUAAGCAAGGUUUUCUUGUCUAAGUAACUCAAGCUUACAAAAUACUAUUGUGCCUUUACUGCAAAAAAAGGAUCCAGUUAUUCCCCCAGAACUUUCACCCACUAAUCAGCACAUACAGACGUGGGAAUGUUUUUUCCUUACAAAAUAACUUUCUUUUAGUUUUAUAACAUGUAUAAUGUUUCCGUUAAGGCAUUUGUCAUCAUCCAAGUGAGUUGAGUCUGAUUUAAUAUAGCUACUUAUGAUCUAACCCUCAUGGCUAUUUUCUCUAUAGUUCAGAGGGCAUGAGGUGCGUGGCAUUGGAAGAGAUGGCCAUGUGGUUGUAGAGGGUUUAGAGAAUGAUCACUGGGCAGCUUUAGAUAUUGGUAAGAAUUUUUAAAAACAACAGCAUUCAAAAUCCAAAAAGCUUGAAAUGAAUGAACUCCAGUCUGAAGAGCUUGAAGGUUAUGUUUAAACUUGGGGCCUGAGUACUCAUCCAAUUUAAUACCCGAUUUUGUGUUCUGUACACGUUCUAUCUACCAGUAUAAAUUACUGUGAGACACUAUUUUGAAAACAAGUGUCAUGGAGCAUGGGUAUACAACAAACAUAGCGUUUAAAGUCUUGAAAUUAUUUGAACCCAUUUUAGUUUCCAUUUGAGAGCCAUAACUUCAAUAUUCUCUUGUUUUGCAGGUAACAUUGUUGUGCACUUCUUUCUCCCUGAAAUGAGAGCUGUUUAUGAACUAGAAAAACUUUGGACACUGGGACCAAAGUAUGAUGACCAGUCAAAAGCUAUGCUUCAGCAAGAGAGAUUUAUGGGAGCUGUUGAAUUUGGUACAAAUAUGGAUGAAUCUGCUGAUGAAUAAAAAUUUUUUUAUUUUCAAAAUAAAUUUCCUGUUUUUUUAUAUAUAUAAGCUCAUUGAAACACCAAUUACAGCUGUAAGUACUUGUAGUAGAAAUACAUGUAUGAUUUGUCCCUAACACAGUCACAUCAAGAUAUCAAGCGAAAUUAGUGAAAUGAAAUGAUCCAAACAAACAGUGCCUGGAAAAUCUGGAUAGGGAAAUGGAUGUUUGUGUACUCUAACUUGUUAUAACCUCUACAAUGGUCACCUCCUUGCUGUACCCACUGAGGCCUGUCCUAAAGGCAGUGUUCAGAGAUGUUUGACUGUGGGUUUGACUAAAUGAAAUUUGAACAAGUUGGCCUCAGCUCUCAGUGUAUAUCUUCGUAGCUCAGUUGAUAGAGCACUGCAGGGCUAACACAGAGGCCAUUGGUUUGAAUCCCAUUGAAGCUCUGAGACUUUUUUCCAGGCUAAUUUACAGAUUGUUUUCGCAACUGCGACAGUCAUAUUUAUAUUGCCACAGAGCAGGACAGACAGUUGCAGUUCACAGAAUUUGUU
Molecule: messenger RNA, 3774 nt
Organism: Porites lobata
Lineage: Eukaryota; Metazoa; Cnidaria; Anthozoa; Scleractinia; Poritidae
Source: the annotation of a GenBank genome assembly